Messenger RNA from Odontomachus brunneus, 4750 nucleotides. RefSeq names its product RNA helicase aquarius. The coding region runs from base 77 to 4459 and encodes 1460 amino acids. NCBI's taxonomy places the organism in Eukaryota, Metazoa, Arthropoda, Insecta, Hymenoptera, Formicidae. The record is from RefSeq and is a predicted model, not a curated record. Gene Ontology annotation, biological process: mRNA splicing, via spliceosome. Gene Ontology annotation, cellular component: catalytic step 2 spliceosome. The transcript is spliced from 16 exons. Gene Ontology annotation, molecular function: helicase activity; mRNA binding.
UCAGACGUACGAAGAACGUUUCUCGUUUUUGCACGUUUUUGCUAAGUAUACUAAUUGUUAAUUGUUCGAAUACACGAUGGAGAAUCAAAAUCCACAGGCUGUCAAGAGUAAUAAUCCCGCACCGACGGUGGAACAGAUCAACGCUGACAGGAUUACUCAGCUUGCGAAUAAAUAUUGGGCGCCACACACUACAGAUACGCAUUUACCGUUCAAGUCUCAGGUAGUGGAAGAUAUUUACGUACAGGAAAUAUGCACAUCCAAGUUCUCCAUUCGAAGGAUCAUGAUGUUGGAGUUCAGUCAGUACCUGGAGAAUUUUUUGUGGCUCAACUAUGACGCGAAGAAUGCCAAACGAGCACACACCAUGUCCAUCGUUGUUAUGGUGAACGAAAAGUUCAGAGAAAGAGUGCAAGUUUGGGAAGCGUUUGAAAAGAAUCCAACUCAUUUUGCUGGAUUCUUUCAAAACGUUCUAGAAGCAUGCCUAGAAGAAAGCAUAGCAGACUUUGAAUUGAAGGAGCAAACAGCAUUGAUAGUGUUUCUGAACCACUGUUUUAAUUCGAUGGAAGUAUCGUUGGUUAGAGAGGAAGUGAAGAGAUUGGUGUCGCUGUCUAUGUGGAUCUCCUUGCAACAAGGCAGAAGGGAAUUGGAAUUUAGGAAGUAUCCAAAGUGGAGGAAGUAUUGGAAAAUUAUUAGAAAGAAGGAUAACCCAGAACAUAAGGAGAGACUUGAAUGGGAACGUAGAUUCUUGCACAAAUUGAUGAUCAAAUUUAUGACAAUACUGGAGACAAUUCCUGCUGAAGGAAUUGUAUUAGCAGACAAAGUGCGUUACUGUGAAAGGUUCCUGGAACUGAUUAUCGACCUGGAAGCCUUACUACCUACUAGACGUUUCUUCAACACCGUCAUGGAUGACAAUCAUCUGGUAGUGCGUUGUCAGCUGUCCAAUCUGCUACAUCGUCCAGAGGGCAGUUUGUUUGGUCAGCUUCUGGAGAUGCUGAAGUUCUACGCCCGAUUCGAGAUCAGCGAGGAAACCGGUAACCCUUUGACGGAUCACGAUAUGACACAGUUGCAUUACGCUAAAAUUACGUCUCUUCAGAAUGCGGUCUUCGCAAAAUUCCCGGAUCUACGAAGCUUCGCGUUGGCCAACGUAGCCAGCGUCGACGUCAGAGACGCUCUCUACAAGCACUUUGGUUCACUCAGCCAAGAGAAACUGAGAGGCAUCGCAAGUUAUUUAAAUUUAGUGCCGCCCGAGGAACGCGAGAAGGAUGAGAAUUGGUAUCGCUUGGAUAUAGAUUUCCUGCGUGAACUUUUGAUAUCUCGACACGAGCGUAGGCCGUCGCAACUCGAGGAGCUGAAUGAGAUGCCACUUUAUCCAACCGAGGACAUCAUCUGGAACGAGAGCGUCGUCCCAACCGAAUACUUUUCCGGCGAGGACUGUUUGGCUCUGCCGAAAUUGAACCUUCAGUUCCUCACGUUGCACGAUUACCUGCUGCGCAACUUCAAUUUGUUCCGGUUAGAGUCUACGUACGAGAUACGACAAGAUAUCGAGGAUGCCGUCAGCAGACUAAGUCCUUGGCGAGCCGAAGACGGCGGCGUUUACUUCGGCGGAUGGGCCAGGAUGGCUCAACCGAUCACACAGUUCGCGGUGGUCGAAGUGGCCAAGCCCAACGUGGGCGAGAACAAGCCGUCUAGGGUGCGGGCUGACAUCACGAUCAAUCUCAGCGUUCGCAAAGAGAUCAAAACCGAGUGGGAGAAUCUCCGUAAGCACGAUGUGUGCUUCCUCAUCACGGUCAAACCUCCAAAUCCUAUCGGCACCAAAUACAGCCACAAGCUUCCCUUCGUGCCCCAAGUGGGUCUAACCACGGUGCGCGGUUGUGAGGUUGAAGGCAUGCUCGAUUCGAAUGGCAGAGUGAUAGAGGAUGGCCCGGAACCUAGGCCAAUUUUACCAGGCGACUCUCGGACCUACAGAGUCUGGUUGGACUGCAAUCAAUAUCGAAUAGACAUGGACAACGCCAGUCAUGGCGGUGACGAUGUCUACGAGGGAUUCAAUAUUAUAAUGAGACGUAAGCCCAAGGAGAAUAACUUCAAGGCGGUGUUAGAGACGAUUAGAGAGCUCAUGAAUACCGAAUGCGUCGUUCCGGACUGGCUGCACGAUAUCAUUCUCGGAUACGGCGAUCCCGGUGCAGCCUGCUAUUCGAGAAUGCCGGACGAGAUCGCGACGAUGGAUUUCAAUGAUACGUUCCUCGAUAUAGACCAUCUGCGAGCGAGUUUUCCUCAAUACGAUAUCAAGACAAAUUCCGAGGAUGAGAAGAAUCUCGUGCGACCGUUCAAAUUGAUUUUUGAGGAUGUCCUGGCGAAGCGUAACAAUGAAUCCGCAAAGAUCAUCAAGGUCAAACCGCACGUGCCACCCAGCCGAGGUCCGUACAGAGCGAAUGAACCAAAGAAAAACCAAAUCCCUUUCACGCCGACGCAAGUUGAAGCUAUUCGAGCUGGAAUGCAACCAGGCCUAACGUUGGUGGUCGGUCCGCCCGGUACCGGCAAAACAGACGUCGCCGUACAGAUCAUCUCGAAUUUGUAUCAUAAUUUCCCGAAUCAACGAACGCUAAUCGUCACUCACUCCAAUCAAGCGCUCAAUCAGCUAUUCGAGAAGAUCAUGGCGUUAGACAUCGACGAAAGGCAUCUUCUGCGUCUCGGUCACGGAGAGGAAGCUUUGGAAACCGAGAAGGAUUUCAGUCGUUAUGGUAGAGUCAACUAUGUUCUUGCUAAGCGUUUGGAUCUGCUUCUGGAGGUUCAGCGGUUACAGGAAUCGCUGAACGUGAAGGGCGACGUCGCGUAUACUUGUGAGACGGCGGGAUAUUUCUUCAUGUAUCAGAUAUCCACGAGAUGGGAUCGUUUCGAAGCCAGGAUCAAGCAGCGGCAGAGCGUGAGCGAAAAGUCCGAUUUGGCUUCCAUAGUUGAUGAGGAGUUUCCAUUCCACAAGUUCUUCGAUAACGCGCCACAACCGCUGUUCAAGCGCAAUAGUUAUGAGGAAGAUCUCAAGAUUGCAUGCAGCUGUUACCGGUAUAUCGAAAGGAUAUUCGCACAACUGGAAGAGUUCCGCGCAUUUGAAUUGUUGAGAUCCGGUCUUGACAGAUCAAAAUAUCUACUCGUAAAAGAGGCCAAGGUUAUCGCUAUGACUUGCACACACGCAGCGCUUAAGAGACGCGAGCUUGUCGACAUGGGCUUCAAGUAUGACAACAUUCUAAUGGAGGAGUCAGCGCAGAUCUUGGAGAUCGAGACCUUCAUACCGUUGCUGUUGCAAAAUCCUCAGGACGGCUACAAUCGCCUGAAGCGAUGGAUCAUGAUAGGCGAUCACCACCAACUGCCGCCCGUCAUCAAGAAUAUGGCUUUUCAGAAGUACUCGAAUAUGGAGCAAUCGUUGUUCGCGCGUUUCGUGCGAUUGGGUGUUCCCACGGUCGACCUGGACGGCCAAGGUCGUGCCAGGCCUAGCAUCUGUAAUCUCUAUAAUUGGCGCUACAAGAAAUUGGGCAAUCUGGCGCACGUGGAACGUAGCCCCGAGUACCUGGUGGCGAACGCCGGCUUUCUGUACGACUUCCAACUGGUCAAUGUCGAGGACUUCAACGGUGUCGGUGAAAGCGAGCCGAGCGCUUACUUCUACCAGAAUCUCGCCGAGGCCGAGUAUUGUGUCGCGGUGUUCAUGUACAUGCGUCUGCUGGGUUAUCCGGCCGACAAGAUCAGCAUAUUGACUACCUACAACGGCCAGAAGCAUCUCAUAAGGGACGUGAUUAACAUCCGAUGCGCGAACAAUCCGCUGAUUGGUCGGCCCAACAAAGUGACUACCGUCGACAAAUAUCAGGGUCAACAGAACGACUACAUCUUGUUAUCCCUGGUGAAGACACGCGCGGUCGGUCAUCUGAGGGACGCGAGGCGUCUAGUGGUGGCGAUGUCGCGCGCCCGUCUCGGCCUCUACGUCUUCGCCCGUGUGUCCCUUUUCAAGAACUGCUUCGAGCUGACGCCGGCGUUUGAUCAGCUGAUGCAGAGACCGUUGAAGCUGCAGCUGCUACCACAGGAGGUCUAUCCUACCGAGCGGCCAAACGAGGCCGUGCCUUCGACGGUUCCGAUGGAGAUCGAGGAUAUGCCGCAUAUGGCCAAGUUCGUCUACGAUUAUUACAUGGAGAAAGUCAGCGGCAUGAAGGAGUCGCAAAAGAUGUGGCAGAAGCCAGGAACCAUGCAGACCACGAGCAACCGGCUGCACAAAACCCCUGCCCACCCCGGAGCCGACGACGAUACCGACGACGACGACGACGACGACGACGACGACGACGACGACGGCGACAAAGAAGAAGAAGAACAAAGUAAACCCAAAACGCAAGAAACUGCAGAAGAAACGACAGAGACCAAGUACGAGCCAAUCAAGAAUUUAGUUGAAGAUCCACCGAGCGAGGCUGAGGAAGACGCUGCUUGAGCAGCGAGACACAUCGCGACGUUACUUGUGCGUGUGCUAAGACUGACACUAAACUGGAAAACGCACCGUUUACAAAAAUCGAACAAUCAGUUAUAUAAUUUGAAGCUAGAAGAAGCAGCUUUCACUUCCAAUAUUGAGAUGUCAAUACGCAUCUCGAUCAUCGAGAGCUAGCUCUGCCAGCGUUCGAUUCUUACUAAGAAUAUGUAUUUUAUUAUUGCAGAUCAUCGUUUUACUGUACAAUAGUAGACUCUUCGUACGUGACGUAUUAAAAUAAACUAUUAUUUUUACAAG